Molecule: messenger RNA, 2555 nt
Organism: Cannabis sativa
Lineage: Eukaryota; Viridiplantae; Streptophyta; Magnoliopsida; Rosales; Cannabaceae
Product: protein ACCUMULATION AND REPLICATION OF CHLOROPLASTS 3, chloroplastic
Exons: 16
Coding region: 57-2327 (756 amino acids)
Biological process (GO): chloroplast fission
Cellular component (GO): chloroplast outer membrane; cytosol; extrinsic component of plastid membrane
Source: RefSeq, a predicted model, not a curated record
UUUUUAAUUUUCACUUAUGAUUAUAUUCUGUAUGGUUCCCUCCUAAUCUGUUAGCCAUGGAGCUCUCUUCGCUUCUGAGUUUGGGUUCAUGGUCGAGGGUUCCUCUUUCCCCUUCCCUACUAAACCCCAAUCUCUUCUUCCACCGCUCCAAUAAUCUCUCUCUCACUUGGAAUUGGAACCUUCCCACCUCCAACCCUCAUCUUCUUCCAAUCGCAGCCACUUCCACCAACCAUUCUUCUUCCCCAAAUGCCAGAGCCCAACCUCAUUUUCGGGACUUCUGGAGUGAUUCUCAGUUCGUUGAAGUCAUCGCCAUUGGCAGUCGCAAGGAUGCGGUUCUCAAUUUCUGUCUCGAUUCGCCAUUUCAGUCUUCGUCUCUGCGAUACUGGAACUUUGUGGUUAAGGACUCGACCAAUGUGCAAUUACAGCAACGGGUUCUUGGAAAAGAUUCAGAUUCAGAUUCGAUAAAUCUUGAAGUUCCGCCAUCUUUAACAUCAUCGUCAAAGAUCAUAAUCCUUGUGGCAAGCGCUGGUUAUGGUGUAGAUCACAUGCUAGCAGUUGAUAUUCUAAAGAAAAUAAGAUCCGCAAAUGGGUUUACUGUUGCUAUUGUCUUGGAGCCAUUCAACUUUGAAGGACAGAGGCGGCUUGAUGAGGUCAAAAGUUUGAUGGAAAAAAUUAAGGAGCAUACUAAUUUAUUAAUUGAUCUUGACACCAACAAGUUACUGAAAAAGGAUUUGGUUACACUAGAUGAGGCUGUAAAGACUGCAAAUAAUGCUGUCUUGCUUGCCAUUACUUCUGUAUCUGUUCUCAAAUCUGAUAUGCUGACAAAGCUUAUUGGUUCAUCAUGUAAUGAUUUGCGAGAGAUCAAAGUUCCAGAAAUUUUUAGUAUCCUGGAAAGAUAUAAAGAAGCAAAGAUUGGAUUUGGAGCUGGUUACAACAUUAAGAGUUCAGUUUUACAGUCCAUGUAUGAUUGUCCUUUCCUCGGUGUAGGUGUCAAGGACUUGAAUGGCGUGGUUAUUUGCAUAGUUGCAAGUUCAAGUAUCAUUGGCAAAAAUGAUACAGAUGCAUUUGUGCAUAGUUUUCGCCAGACCACAGAAUAUACAAAGGAAAUAUUGAUAUCCACUAUUUAUGAACCCAGUCUGGAGCCUGACCUGAUUGUAACAACGAUUCUUGUUAUUGGGUUUACUGAACAACAGGUUUCUCAGGAAACUGGUAUAUUGACUAGACUUGCCCAGCGUUUUCCAUUCAUCUUUAGGCUUCUGAGGAGAAGCCAAUCAAGUGAAACCCAGGGAAAUAGUUUACCUGAGGGAGCAUUUUCUUCUGAUGAGAUAGAUUCGCCAGAAGUGAUGGAAAAUGUAGAGGCUGCUGAAGGUUUUGUAAGUGAAUCCGAACAAGCUGAGGAUGGGUUCUCUGAGGCUUGUAUGGAUUCUUUCAGUUAUUCUGAUCAACCACUCACGGAAGAAAUUCCCACUUUCCAAAGAGAGGAGCUUGUUAGUUGGAAUGUGGGGACGGGGCAUCAAAUUGCACAGGAGUGGGCCAAAGAAAGAGCAGCUGAAGCGGGAGCUACUUCAACGUUUGAUAAGCUAAGCAUCUUCUGUCUUCCAGUUGGUGUGAAACCAGUAGUGUUGAAAGAUAGAUUUGAUAUCUCAUCAAAAAACCCAAUGCCAAAUGCUGAGGGUAUUCUGAAAUCAAAUCCAGGUGCCAAUUCAAGUAUAGCUCCUUGGAAUGAGUUGACUGACACAGGCCUUGAAGCAAUGAAGGAUUUAUAUAAUACAGCUUCAACACUCCUAAAAGGGAACUCUUCUGAUCCUCCUAAAAAACAAAGACUUCUUUCUGUUCGUGCAGCAUCUAUGCUGGAAGCAGAACGUGAUUCACCAAAAAAUUGGAGUCCUACUGUGAAGAUGAAAUAUAGAGGAGGAAUUUACAGAGGACGAUGCCAAGGAGGUAUUCCUGAAGGAAAGGGCCGUUUGGUUCUUGAAGAUGGAAGCAUAUAUGAUGGAAUGUGGAGAUAUGGCAAGAGGUCAGGUUCGGGCACAUUCUACUUCAGUAACGGGGAUGUAUUCCAGGGUUCUUGGAGAGAUGAUGUCAUGCAUGGGAAGGGGUGGUUUUAUUUCCACUCUGGAGAUAGAUGGUUUGCAAACUUCUGGAAGGGAAAGGCUAAUGGUGAAGGCCGCUUCUAUUCCAAGUCCGGGGAAGUCCUUUUUGGUCAUUUCCAGGAUGGAUGGCGACAUGGCGAGUUCAUUUGUAUUGAUGUGGAUGGAAGAAGGUGUAUUGAGAACUGGGAUGAAGGUAUUCUUAUAAGCCGUAGCCCAUUAGAGUCUCAUAUCUAAUCUGGUGUCUCAACUCUUAAUAUAUAUUUAUAUAUACUAUAUGUGAAUAUUCAUUAUUAUUGGUGAAAGCAUAGGUAGAUAGUGAUGUAUCAUAUCAUGUAUGUAUUGAUUUGAAAACCAAAUCCAAAUCAAAGCUGUAUGUGGUCCUCCCUGUAUCUGCAUCCACACUUAAAGUUGUUCAUCAUUAUAGUUUAUAUAUAUCUAUAAUAUAAUUUUUUUACUCUUUUA